AUGCAUGUGACUGGUACAGGGAUCUAUGUGCUUAAAGAAAAACUAAAGGGACUUAAGGGGGAUCUCUGGAAACGGAACAAGGACAAUUUUGGUGAUUUGAGAAGCAGGAGGGAGGUGGCAGUUAGCAAAUUGAAUGAGCUGGAUGUUAAGGAGGAGGAAAUGGGACUUACUGAUGAGGAGGAGGCAACCCAGAAGAAGCUACUCACUAAGUUAUGGUCGGUUCUGAAAUACCCUGAAUCACUUCUAUGUCAGAAAGCAAGAUCUAAGUGGAUGGCGGAGGGAGAUCAGAAUACUAGCUUCUUUCACUCGACGAUAAAUUGGAAGAGGCGUGCAAACUCCAUAGUUGGGCUUUGGAUUGAUGGGGUGUGGGAGGAGAGGCCAUACGCUAUAAAAGAUGAGAGGUUUUGGGAGGUGCUGAAGGAGGAUUUUAUUAGAGUUGUCAUGGGUUUCUGGGGAAAGGGUGUUUGGCCCAGGGGUUGUAAUGCAUCAUUUAUUGCUCUAGUCCCUAAAGUCAAGUCUCCGCAGAGUUUGAAUGAAUUCAGGCCAAUCUCACUGAUAGGGUGUAUUUUUAAGGUGGUUUCAAAGUUACUGGCUGGUCGUUUGAAACUUGUUCUUGGUAAGCUUAUUGAUUCCAGGAAAUCAGCUUUUCUCGGUGGGAGAUGCAUGUUGGACAGCGUGGUGGUUACUAAUGAAGUGGUUUAUGAAGCUAAAACUCGCAAGAAGCCAGUCAUUUUUUUUAAAGUUGAUUAUUAG
This is a messenger RNA of Lotus japonicus, 753 nucleotides long. RefSeq lists its product as uncharacterized. The record is from RefSeq and is a predicted model, not a curated record. Lineage: Eukaryota; Viridiplantae; Streptophyta; Magnoliopsida; Fabales; Fabaceae. The coding region runs from base 1 to 753 and encodes 250 amino acids. The transcript has 2 exons.